AUGGAGGGGGAGGCUCUAGUAUGGUACCAAGAGUCUUUUGAGAAGGGCCAUUUCCAUGACUGGGACACAUUAACCAGGUCUAUGCUCCUCCGCUUUGGGCCAACGUCGUACGAUAGUCCCAUGGAAGCACUAACCCGAUUGGAACAGUCCAACUCUAUUGCAGCUUACACGACACAAUUUGAAGCCCUAGCCAAUCGGUUGAGGGGCCUUUCCGAUGAACACAAGCUGUGUUGCUUCAUAAGCGGGCUGAAAGAUGAAAUCCGCCUUCCCAUAAAAAUGUUUAACCCUGUCAAUAUGAAUGCAGCAUAUGGAUUAGCAAGACUACAAGAGGAAUACCUCUUAAGUGUAAAAAAAUCCAUCAAACAAACAGGGGAGAAGUCUAGUGAAACGUUUGGGGGUUUUUCCCGGGGGUCCUACUCGGGAAACAGCAACACUAAAUGGUCUGGCCCUACUGGUGCGACCAGACCAAUUAUUUCCGAUCAAAUGGAUGAAAAGCAGAAAAGAGGGCUGUGUUACCACUGCAAUGAAAAGUGGAACCUACUCCAUAACUGCAAAAAAUCACGGAUUUAUUUCAUCCAAGCUGACAAGAAAGAUGUUGAAGAGGAGGAAGACAGCCCUACAAAGGAUGAGGAAGAAGUGGGCGUGGGCAACAAGGCUGAUAACAAGGUAGAGGUUCCUGAAAUUUCAUUGGCAGCAAUUGCGGGCACUCCUACAGUUAGUACAAUGAGGCUGGUGGGUAGCAUCAAAGGGGAGAAAUUGGUGAUUUUAGUGGACUCGGGCAGCUCAUAUAAUUUCAUAGAUUCAACUCUAAUUCCAAAGCUGAAAUUAGUAGUGGAUCCUUCAGUUGCAUUGAGUGUCAAGGUAGCAAACGGUCAGUGCUUGAGCAGUGCGGGAAUGUGUAAUGCAGUGAAGGUAAAGAUGCAAGGUACCUCGUUUAAGACCUCUCUUUAUUUACUUGAUCUUGCUGGAUGUGAUGUGGUGUUAGGAGUUCAAUGGUUAGAAACAUUGGGCCCCAUAACUUGGGAUUUCUCUAAAUUGCUAAUGAGUUUUAGACAAGAAGGGAAGUUGAUUGAAUUACAAGGGUUAAGAUUGAAACCUUCUGUGGUGGAGGAUGGUCAUAAAAUGCCUAAGGGUAAGGGGGUUUUGUUACAAAUUAUGGCUGUUACGGAGGGAGGGAAGGAGCAAAUAAAAUUGGAGGCUGAUGUUACUCAAGUCCUAGAAGAGUUUCAGGGAGUUUUUAAUGAGCCUAAAGGGCUGCCUCCACCCCGUAACCAUGACCACCAGAUUGUUCUCAAGGAAGGUACACAACCCACAGCUAAUAGGCCUUACCGAUAUCCCUACUACCAAAAAACAGAAAUAGAGAAAAUAGUGGCGAAGCUAUUGAAAUUAGGGGUGGUACGACCUAGCUCCAGCCCCUUCUCUUCUCCUGUUUUACUGGUCCGCAAGGCCGAUGGGAGUUGGAGACUAUGUGUGGACUAUAGAGCAUUAAAUAAGGAGACGGUGAAGGCCAAAUUUCCAAUUCCGGUGAUUGAUGAGCUGUUGGAUGAAUUGUUUGGCUCGGUUAUUUUUUCUAAACUCGAUUUAAGGUCGGGGUAUCACCAGGUGCGGGUGGUUGAGGAGGAUAUACCCAAAACAGCGUUUCGUACUCAUGAAGGGCAGUAUGAGUUCUUGGUAAUGCCCUUUGGUCUAACUAAUGCCCCUGCCACUUUCCAAGGGUUAAUGAACGAUGUCUUUAAACCCUAUCUCAGAAAAUUUGUAUUGGUAUUUUUUGAUGACAUUUUGGUCUAUAGCAAGAGUAGAGCUGAACAUUUGGGACAUUUGAGUAAGGUUUUAUCCUUACUACAGCAACACAGCCUAUAUGCCAAAAGAUCUAAGUGUAAAUUCGCUGUUGGGGAAAUCGACUACUUGGGUCAUGUGAUUAAUGCUAAUGGGGUGAUGGCGGAUGCGACCAAAGUGGCUGCUAUGUUAGAGUGGCCUGAACCUAAGAAUGUGAAGUCUCUAAGGGAAUUCCUAGGGUUAACGGGGUAUUAUCGGAAGUUCAUCCGGAACUAUGGUAGUAUUGCAGGCCCUCUCACUGAUUUGUUGAAGAAAAAUGCUUUCUCUUGGAGUGAGGAGACAAGGAAGGCAUUUAAGGCCUUAAAACAAGCUGUUGCUCACCCUCCAGUUUUGAGAUUACCUGAUUUCAGCAAGCCAUUUGUUAUUGAGUGUGAUGCUAGUGGGAUGGGGCUGGGAGCAGUUUUAAUGCAAUCGGGAUAG
Molecule: messenger RNA, 2256 nt
Organism: Carya illinoinensis
Lineage: Eukaryota; Viridiplantae; Streptophyta; Magnoliopsida; Fagales; Juglandaceae
Exons: 1
Coding region: 1-2256 (751 amino acids)
Biological process (GO): proteolysis
Molecular function (GO): aspartic-type endopeptidase activity
Source: RefSeq, a predicted model, not a curated record